UUGAGAAAAUAAAAAGUUAUAAAAUACAGGAAGGGAAAAUAUUUUUAGGGUUUUAUCUUUUCAGAAAACAAAAAACAGAAGGAAGCUGCGGCCGUCAAUAUGGUUCUCAAGACUGAGCUAUGCAGAUUCAGUGGCCAGAAAAUUUACCCUGGAAGGGGUAUUCGGUUCAUUCGAUCCGAUUCACAGGUUUUCUUGUUUGCGAACUCGAAGUGUAAGAGGUACUUCCAUAAUAAGUUGAAGCCUUCAAAGCUCACAUGGACUGCUAUGUACCGGAAGCAGCAUAAGAAGGAUAUUGCUCAAGAGACUGCCAAGAAGAGGCGCCGUGCAACCAAGAAGCCUUAUUCCAGGGCUAUUGUUGGAGCCACCUUGGAAGUUAUUCAGAAGAAGAGAAGUGAGAAGCCUGAAGUUCGUGAUGCAGCUAGGGAGGCAGCUCUGCGUGAAAUCAAGGAAAGAAUUAAGAAAACCAAGGAUGAAAAGAAAGCAAAGAAGGCAGAGGUUGCAUCGAAACAAAAGACCCAAGGCAAGGCUGGAAAUGCGCCUAAAGCUAAGGGACCUAAGCUUGGAGGUGGUGGUGGGAAGCGUUGAAGUUCCAUAACUGUACUACUUCCUUACUAGAUACCAUAUGUUAGCCGAGAUUUCGAAUAUUUUGCUUUUGUUGAUUUUGGUUUCGUUGAAGCUAGCCUGUGUUUCAGUUGUUUCUGACCAUUUACGUUAUUUGUUUAAUGAAAUUGGAGUUAUAUGAA
Erigeron canadensis is the source of this 743-nucleotide messenger RNA. Its product is annotated as 60S ribosomal protein L24-like. Gene Ontology annotation, molecular function: mRNA binding; structural constituent of ribosome. The record is from RefSeq and is a predicted model, not a curated record. Gene Ontology annotation, cellular component: cytosolic large ribosomal subunit. The transcript is spliced from 5 exons. The coding region runs from base 100 to 585 and encodes 161 amino acids. NCBI's taxonomy places the organism in Eukaryota, Viridiplantae, Streptophyta, Magnoliopsida, Asterales, Asteraceae. Gene Ontology annotation, biological process: cytoplasmic translation.